Pocillopora damicornis (cauliflower coral) is the source of this 2360-nucleotide messenger RNA. RefSeq lists its product as uncharacterized. Lineage: Eukaryota; Metazoa; Cnidaria; Anthozoa; Scleractinia; Pocilloporidae. Gene Ontology annotation, cellular component: nucleus. The record is from RefSeq and is a predicted model, not a curated record. Gene Ontology annotation, molecular function: NAD+ binding; histone deacetylase activity, NAD-dependent.
GUCUUAGAUUGUAGUCGAUAAGCUGCGAAACUCCCUAAUAUUUCAUAGUCGUAGCUUAGAAACACAACUUAAAAUUACGAAAUCCUUUUCAACGAAGUACAAGAUCAUCAUAAGCUCUGUCCAUGGCAGCAAAUUUCACAUCAAAAUCCAAUUCAAAAGCAUCUGGAUCACACAUGGAAGCAAUGUUUGCCCAAGCUCAGAAAACCCAGGCGGCUCUUCAAGAAGACUACAAGAAUGCCCCUAUGACCACACCUAGGAAAGCUGGCUCAAAAGUUCCACAAGCAAGACAUGGGAAGGCAUCAGGCUUGAAACCAUCUUAUGGGUCUGCUGCUCCCAAACCAAAACCAAGAUCAAAUGCAAUAUCAAGUGAGUUUGAGAAGAAGGAGUAUUUUGAUGAAGAGGAUGUGCUGUCAGAAAAGAUUCAGGUUCUGGCACAAUGGAUUCGUGAGAGUCGAUACUGUAUUGUCUUCACAGGUGCUGGUAUCAGCACAAGCACUGGUAUUCCUGAUUUUAGGAGUGGUGUGAACACAGUUCUAACCACUGGCCCUGGGGUGUGGGAGCGCAAGGCUCAUGGCAUCAAGUUACCCUCCCAGCAAAAAAAAGUGCAAAAUGUGUUAAAAGCUGUGCCAUCACCAUCACAUAUGGCAAUAGUUAAGCUUGUGAGGGAAGGCCUAGUAAAGUUUGUGGUCAGCCAAAAUACUGAUGGCCUGCACAGACGGUCAGGCCUUGAUCCCAAGUGCCUUGCUGAGUUGCAUGGUAAUACAAACAUGGAACAUUGUUUAAAGUGUGGGUCAAAGUUUAUGCGUGACUAUAGAACCCGCACAGCCAAAGCUGUACAUGACCAUUUGACAGGCCGUACCUGUGAUGACCCCAAAUGCCGUGGCCCCCUUGUGGACUCCAUAAUAAACUUUAAUGAAGAUCUGCCAGAGGAUGAACUAGACAGUGCAUUUGAAAAUGCAAAGCUUGCAGAUCUAUGCAUAGUUCUGGGUUCAAGCCUUAGGGUUUACCCGGCUGCGGACAUACCAGGGGACAUGAUCAAAAGAGGAGCUAAAGUGGUGACUGUGAACCUCCAGAAAACACCUUUCAACAAAAGAUGUGCUUUGGAAGUUCACGCUACCAUUGACAUUGUUUUACUCAAACUUGUGAAAGAAUUUGGCCUUGAAGUGCCACAGUUUCAGCUCAAACGAUGCUUCCAAGUUGAUGUCAGGAAUGACUCACUGUUGAUUCAGGGACUGGAUCCGGCCUCAAAAACACCCUACUCAUUUUUAAAACAAGUGAAAGUAGAGAUUCCUCCUCUCAAAAAAGAUAUAGAGUUGAUGAAGGAGCCCUUUGAGGUCAAGUUCCCAAGGCAAGUAGUCCUGUCAAAGGAGAAUCCAAUGCCCGUAAGCCUUACACUUAGCUUUCAGGGCCAUUAUGGGGAACCUGAAUUAAGAAUUGAAAAGGAUAUUGAAGAAGUUGGACCAACUAUGUUCUUGCUUACUUUUGAUGUCACAACAGUUGAGUGGGAAACGGAGGUCUUGGAGGAAUAAUGAGAAAUGACUAUACAAGGUGGAACAUUGUUCAUUUAUGGCAAUGGAAGGCUGAACAUGAACAUAUUAAUAUGUAGAGUUUUGAGGAAGCCAUGAAUUGUCUCUUUUCGUCAAUUUACAUUACAUUUAAAAGUAUUUUAGAAAUCAUUUUAAAUAAUUGAAAUGCCAAAAACAUGUUUUAAAUUUUUUAUUUUCCACAAUGGGAACUUGUAAGCCUGCAUGCUCUCAUUGGUUCUAGUACCAUGAGAAGUGAAGCUGCUAAAGUUGUUAGUUGUGCCACAGGGCUUAUGAGAACCUGCUUGUAUGCCUACUUAAGAGACAGGGGGUAACAAGUUAACAUUUGGUCAGUUUUGAAGCUGCUACACUGCAUUUUUCUUUUUCAAGAAAAUCAUUCAAAUUCUCCAAAGAGUCUCCAGGAAAUUAAAAUUUAAAGCACCAUAAAACAUUAUUGAAUAGAAAUUGAUUAUAUACCUUUCUUCUGGCCAUAGGGUAUAAUUAAAUGUAAGUAAAAAUUGAUUUUGUUUUUUUCAAAAAAAUGUUCCCUUUAAUGAUGAAAAGAAUGUUGUGCAACACUUCAGAAUUCCCUUAGCUUCUGAUGGCUGCAGUCAAUGGAACUGCUAUGGAGAUAUCAGUAACAGCUAUGGGCUUGAUCUGUACAUCAGACAAAGCUACACUUCACACACCUUUUAUGGAGCUAGUACAAAGCCCUGAUGGAGGUUCCUUAUUUAUGUUCCUCAGGAUACUGGGACCAGGUUCUACUUAAGUUGGUUUCGUAUUUCUGUUGAAAUAUUUCCCCAAAGAGGUAACUUAUAAAACUCUUACAGCUCUUGA